Messenger RNA from Hevea brasiliensis (rubber tree), 3418 nucleotides. Its product is annotated as putative pentatricopeptide repeat-containing protein At5g43820. The record is from RefSeq and is a predicted model, not a curated record. Gene Ontology annotation, molecular function: protein binding. NCBI's taxonomy places the organism in Eukaryota, Viridiplantae, Streptophyta, Magnoliopsida, Malpighiales, Euphorbiaceae. The transcript has 4 exons. The coding region runs from base 1031 to 2722 and encodes 563 amino acids.
GGUCCUCUAUUUUUUUUUUUUAAAUCUAAACCUUUCAUUUUAGGGUUUUAUUUCCUCCUAAAUGCCAUCCUUUACAGUGUUCAUGGCGGAUGAGCAGGGGAAAUUUAAGCGCACGAGACAAACAAUUUGGGAAAAAGAAAAAUCUCUCCGAUCCACUCACAAAACCACAUCGCCCUCACACUCAACAUCACUCCUAUGGUAUACAUCACAAAAUGACCUUCUCCAAAACGCAACGCGAGCACACACGCCCUUUUUUGUUCCCUCACAUCACCUUCUCUUCCCUCUGGAGCCACGUCGACCAGCAGUAAUACAAGGAGACUUAAACCCUUGCCACCAUCGAAGCUCCAUCCCGACGGAAUAACACCCUAACUCAGCUCACUCUGUCAAAGACCAACAAAUACUUCCAUUAUACCCAGCUUCAUAAUCUUCAUCUAAUCUUUGCUUCUCCUUAAAUGCGCGGUCUCACCAUCCGGCCAAAAUCAUCUCAGUCUACAUCUUCCUUGUAUGCUUUUACUCCACACUUUGUCAGCAGUUCAUCACAGACGCAGAGAAGAUCCACGACAAGUCACACCUCAACAGUCGACGCUCCCAACAUCUCAGUUCAUACCCAACUACAGUUAUUCACUGCUACUCCGCUUUCAGACAUAGAGGCACGAUUAAAUCUCUGGAGUUAGAAGGCUUUUGUAGGAAAUACAUUUCCAAUGCAAAUGUCAGUUCCCCUUCUGGAAGGUCUUUCCUGCUACCAAAUAUUGUAGUGAACCACGGAUAUGGCUUUGGAAAAUGAUCAAUGAUAUACAUGAAUUUCAUUGGGUUGACCAAGUAUUCUGUCUCCCAUAAAAAGUUGGCAUUUUGUGGGUGAAAAAGGUGGGUUUCUCAAUUGGUUCCGUUAAUUUCUAGUUGUUGUACCAUCUCAUUUUGAAGCUCGUGAUAUGGUAGGAUGAGCUGCAUGAAAUAGUAUUUAGUUAUUGAUUGCAUAUAGCCACCUUGGUCAUGAGAAAUAAAUGAUCGCCUAAAGUUUUAUACUCCUUCCAUGGCAUUUCGUUCCCAGCACUUUUUGAGUUUUCGUGCACACCUGAACAAAAGCAGGUGCCUAUACUUUUGUUCAUCAAUUUCAUUGUUUCCAUUUUCAACCAUAGAUACUCAACUAAACACUUUAGAUGCUGAACCAUUGGUGAAUCAGCUCAAAGACCAAGUUAAUCUCAAAGAACGUUAUGUUCUUGAUGAACUCUCUAAUUUGUUACCAAGAGAUCCUAGCACCGCAAUCCCCCAUCCAUAUAAACACCAACAGCUAAAUAAGCUCGGAGAAAUAAGAGUUGUUACUGAUAGGUUUUUAUUGCCUGAAGAGAAGUUGAGAGGAGUAUUUCUUCAGAAAUUGAAGGGAAAAUCAGCAAUUGAAAGUGCCCUAUCCGAUACUGGUGUGAAUUUGAGUCUAGAUGUUGUUGUUAAAGUACUGAACAGAGGGAACUUAGGAGCUGAAGCAAUGGUUAUGUUCUUUAAUUGGGCUAUGAAACAACCAAUAAUACCCAAGGACAUUCAUAGUUACAAUAUAAUCAUCAAGGCACUAGGCAGAAGGAAAUUUUUUGAUUUUAUGCUGAAAAUUUUGAAAGAAUUGAGCGCAGAAGGUAUAAAAGUUAAUUUGGAGACCUUAUCAAUUGUUAUGGAUAGCUUAUUCAGAGCUCGACGUGUGUGCAAAGCAAUUCAGGUGUUUGGAAACUCAGAAGAGUUUGGGUUUGAAUGUAACGCUGAGUCAUUGAAUGUGCUUCUGCAGUGUCUGUGCAGGAGGUCACAUGUGGGUGUUGCAAAUUCAUAUUUCAAUUCAGUGAAAGGUAAAAUAUCAUUUAAUAGUACAACAUAUAAUAUUAUUAUUGGUGGGUGGUCAAAAUUUGGACGGGUUAUUGAGAUGGAGAGGAUUUUUGAGGCAAUGGUUCAAGAUGGUUUUGCUCCUGAUUGUUCAACUUGUUGUUGCCUUAUUGAGGGUUUAGGAAGAGCUGGUAGGAUUAAAGAAGCUGUUAAAAUUUUUGACAAUUUGAGGGAGAAAGAUUUUGUGCUAGACACUGGUGUUUACAAUGCUAUGAUUUUUAAUUUUAUUUCAGUUGGAGAUCUUGAUGAGUGUAUGAAGCAUUAUAGGUGUAUGUUGAGUGAUAAUUGUGAUCCAAAUGUUGAUACUUAUGCCAAAUUGAUUUCUGCUUUUAUCAAAGCCCGAAGAGUGGCUGAUGCACUUGAAAUGUUCGAUGAGAUGUUAGGUCGAAGGAUUGUUCCUCCAACAACGACAAUAACUUCUUUCAUUGAACCUCUAUGCAGCUUUGGUCCACCACAUGCUGCAAUGAUGAUCUCCAAGAAGGCAAGAAAGGCUGGUUGUAAAAUAUCACUCACUGCCUAUAAGCUAUUGCUGAUGCGGCUUUCUAGAUUUGGUAAAUGUGGAAUGCUGUUAAAUAUAUGGGAUGAGAUGCAAGAAAGUGGUUAUUCAUCUGAUGUGGAAGUUUAUGAGUAUGUCAUUAAUGGACUUUGCAACAUAGGGCAGCUUGAAAAUGCUGUACUUGUUAUGGAGGAAUCUUUAAGCAAGGGCUUUUGCCCAAGCAGACUCAUAUGUAGCAAACUAAAUAACAAACUACUUGCUUCAAGUAAAGUAGAAAAAGCUUACAAGCUCUUUUUGAAGAUCAAAGAUGCUCGUCGAGAUGAAAAUGCUCAGAGAUUUUGGCGUGCUAAAGGCUGGCACUUUUGAACUAUUCAUCAAUGCAUGCUCCAAAAUCUCUUUAAUGUCAGCCUUCCCAAGCCCUCCAGUACUGGUGAAGAAUUUGAAGCAAUUGAGUUUUUUACAAGUUCCUUCUCAAAGAAAUUUUGGGAAAGUGAAUUUGCAAUUGUAUGGUCUCAGUUUAUGAUGCUAUCUCAAAAGACCUAUGGAAGAGGUGUUGUGGUGUUAAGUGCCAGGGAGGUAGGCCUGGUAGAAAACCUCUGUCACCCAGGAAGACCGAAGAGUACAAUGAAGUUUGUAAAAAUUUCAAGCAUCCAUUGUUGCCAUGGGUUUUUAGUGGAUCUCCACAGACUAAGAAAUUGAAGGAUAUUCUCCUCAAGUUCUUAGCCAUUUGGGCCCUGAUAAUUUGGACAACCUGAAUAAGUUGGCAGAGCAGAUCCAGAAGUAGGUGUGGAACACAGGUGCUACAGUAACCACAACACUGGAGGAUGAUGAUGAUGAUGUCCCGGAGCUUGUGGUUGGGCAGACGUUUGAAGCUGCUGCAGAAUAGGGUAGCGCUGCUGCUUAGGGAGGUAAAGAAAGAUUUUCUGCCAUUUUAUAUACUUCUAUAUUUUUGUAUUUGUAACUUUGAUCCUUUAUCGUAUGUUUUAGACACAUUAGAUGGUUUGAUGUUUUGAUCCUAUUUAUUUUUUGAGAAAUUUCUGAUUGGUUGUCAUUAGUUUACCA